AUGGACAAAUUACAGGAUGGCUGGUUCAGUGAGAUGAGCGAACUAUGGCCGGGCCAGGCGAUGUCACUUCAAGUAGAGGAGGUCCUUUUUCACGAGAAAUCAAAAUAUCAAGAUGUUUUAGUAUUUAAAAGCAAAACAUAUGGAAAUGUUCUUGUCCUAGACGGAGUUAUACAAUGCACAGAAAGAGAUGAAUUUUCAUAUCAAGAGAUGCUGGCUCAUCUACCUCUAAACUCUCAUGCUAACCCAAGGAAGGUGCUAAUCAUUGGUGGAGGAGAUGGUGGAGUAUUACGGGAGGUGGUGAAACACCCAGAGGUUGUAUCCGUCGAGAUGUGUGAAAUUGAUGAGAAAGUUAUAGAUGUUUCCAAAAAGUUUUUACCAAAGAUGGCUUGUGGGUUCGAAAGUCCAAAGUUGAAACUUCAUAUAGGUGAUGGUUUUGAGUAUAUGAAGAAGCACCAGGGCGAGUUUGAUGUGAUCAUCACAGAUUCAUCUGACCCUAUAGGUCCAGCCUCUAGUUUAUUUGAAAAGUCAUAUUAUGAACUGAUGAAAAAAGCAUUAAAACCAAACGGAAUUCUUUGCUGUCAAGGAGAAUGCCUAUGGUUACAUCUAGACCUCAUCAAGUCCAUGCAGGACUUCUGUCGUAGUCUGUACCCGGUGGUGGACUACGCCUACACAACCAUCCCUACUUAUCCUAGUGGUCAGAUUGGCUUCAUUCUCUGUAGUCUUAACCCAGAUACAGCAUUUUCUGAACCACUGAGAAAAUUUUCAGAAGAAGAACAAAUACGCCUGAAGUUCAGAUAUUACAAUGCUGAAGUACACAGAGGAGCAUUUACGUUGCCUGAAUUUGCUCGCAAGGUAUUACGAAAUUGAUGUUAAGUAGGUGAGAGAAUAUCUGACAACUCCAUAAAGCUGGAUUAGGCUGGAUCGGGACUGACCACUUCCUUACAGCUGACCUCUUGUGAGAAUGCACCAAGAUGUUGGAUGCAUUUGGGAUCAACUUCGAAAUGACAUGUUUAUAAAAUUCUGUCGGAUAUCCGAAACAUGACAUUAACGGCUGGGACAAGAAGCUUUAAUAGCAAAUAUCAGUCAUUUUCAUUAUUGCAAUAUGGCUGAUAGUUAGCUGUCUCAAUUUUACUUGGAAUUUCGGCAGGAAUUAUUUGAUCGCAUUCCAUCCAUAAUCAGCUCUUAUUCCCAUUUAUUCUUUCAGGGAUGAUGUAGCAUUAUAAGGUGAAGUUGAGAUCUAAUUCCUCUUUAUGUAAUAGGAGUAAUAACCCUUUGUUCUUAAUAACCCUUUGUCCUUUUUUCAUACAAGUCUUUAACAUGAAUUAAAAACGACUGUCAAUUUCUAGAAGUACCAGUGUUUAAAUUCUGCACUAUAUAUGUAACUCUAGUAAAAAUCUAGCCGCAUUAUUCUUUUCAGCUAGAGGAAGGAGACAUGAUGAGUAAUGUCCCAUAACCAUCACUUCAACCCCUGGAAACUCAGAGAACGAGUUAUUUAUAGAGGUGGAGUAUUUAAACCUUGUAAUAUACUGGCUGCACAGUAUCACAUGGCUAUAGGGAUUACCUCUUCAGUUCAAGACUAUUUGUGUCUCAGCUAAAAAAAAUCAAAGGAUUUCAAUGUGGCAAAUAUUCCCAGGUGAUAUAUCUUUCCAAUUCGUCCCCACAAAGGAUUAAAUCAUCACCAAGAUUUCCUCUAACAUCACAGUGCACAUAAUAUAAUCUUUGAUCAAUAUUAUCCACAAUAUUUCAUUUUCAAAAACCGGAUCAUAUCUAUGGGUUAUGUAGCUUUACUUUUCUAUGGAUGCAGUCAAUGUGUUUUUCUACGCAGAUUUAUGAUAAUUUCAUUUUUUUUGCAAUAUUAUUUACAUAGAAUUCAAACAUUCUCUCUGUCUCAAAAAGAAUCUGGAAAUAGUCAAACUUGUGUUCUCUUUACUUGAAGUUAGAAAUACCAGAUUUUGUAAAACUUUGUGAUGCACUUGUAUCUUCAUUGUGGUAAUGAUUUUUUUUAACUUUCAAAAGUAGGUCACAGUCAAGGUGACAUGGUCAAAACGUUUAGUACCACCAGAAAGGUCUUGUAACAAAGAACACACUUGCCAAUUGUGAAGCUAUUCCUCUUUAUGAUGCAAUAGUUAUGGCCAGUGUUAAAUUUCAAAUGUAGUUCAAAGGUCAUGGUCAAGGUCACAUAUUCACAUGGUCACAUGAUACUACUGGAAAUGACUUGUCACUUUCACAUUAGGUCAAAGAUCACAAUCAAGGUCACAUGGUCGAAAUAUUUGGUACCAUCAGAAAGGCCUUGUCACAAGGAACAAACCUCAUUCUGUGUAAUUGUUAUGGGCGAGGUUCAAGUUGACAAAGGACAAACAGACAGCAGAAAAACUUAUUAAUCUGAAAUAGUGAGACAAGUGUGUACUAGGUGUCCUUUUAAAUCCAGAUCGCAAAAUUUCUUAAUUUGUUGAAACAUAAUUUGAUCAUUUUAAAAGCAAAUAGCGAAAAUUUCCAUCAAAGAAAAUAACCAGCUAUAUGGUGUUAACAGGUUUUAGAGCAACAAUUUCUCUCUUGGAUAUUGGUGAGAUGGUGCACUAAUUUAAAUAUACUUACAGAUCUCUGAAGGUUCUGUGAUGGCCAAGUUUAAAUCUAAACUUUUUCACUUCUGUGUAACUAGUAGAUCUAUUAUAAUCAGAGCAGAUAUAUUGGUGUGAAGUCCAAUUGUUCGCAUAGAACAUUGAUUUCUUAGAUAUAAUUUCGUUGGGUAGUUUCUAAUCACUAGA
This is a messenger RNA of Ylistrum balloti, 2765 nucleotides long. RefSeq names its product spermidine synthase-like. Gene Ontology annotation, molecular function: spermidine synthase activity. Gene Ontology annotation, cellular component: cytosol. The transcript has 8 exons. Bases 1 to 867 code for a protein of 288 amino acids. NCBI's taxonomy places the organism in Eukaryota, Metazoa, Mollusca, Bivalvia, Pectinida, Pectinidae. The record is from RefSeq and is a predicted model, not a curated record. Gene Ontology annotation, biological process: spermidine biosynthetic process.